AUGGCAAGAUGCAUGCAGAUUGACGAACUCGUACGGCCCAUCACCUACAUGAUUUACGAAGCAAGUGGGAAAUGCGAGUUGGCACGGAUAGCCAGGACCUGCAGGGCGAUCUGCGAGCCAUCGUUAGACAUCAUCUGGGAGGACAUGGACGAGUUGUGCCCCCUGUUUAAGUUGCUUCCUCCUUAUUCAUGUAAUCUAGUGGACGUUGACAAAGUACUCGACAGGUUUGAGCAAACUUUCACGGCGUGCGAUGAAUUCGAGGUGGCACCACAAGGCAGCAUCGGAGAAGCCUCCUGCAUCGACUCAGAGCUUCCGGUGGCUAAGCUUCCCCUCCAACGUCGAAUGGUCUCGCGCGAAAUUGACUUGAAACCCUUCCAGGACUACGCCUCACGCAUCAAAACAUUUACGUGGAACUUCGAGACACAAGAUAACCCGACGGUUUCCACAAUACAGUCAGUCUUUGGUGAACUUGGAUCGUCAGCGGGCCUUCUCCCAAACUUGCGCGUGUUAUACUGGAAGAUGCCGCAAGGCGACCUUUUACCCCUCGUGACACGCCUACCGGGAGAAAACUUGGAGAAAUUGGUGUUGUAUCACAACGCCAUUCCUGUCGUAGUGAAGACUCUGGAGCAGCUGCGGCUCAGUUCACGCCUGCGUAACCUCAAGGCCUUGGAGUUCAGCGUGCCUUUGUCGGAGGAACUGGGCGAUGAAGAGGCGCAGAAUAAAUUGGGCGAUGAAGUGGCGCGGAUCCUGGAAAACACAGCGAGUCUCCAUCGACUGUCCUAUAUGUUCAGUUUUCUCCCACGUCUCACAGUUCAGGCUCUAGCGAAAAGACAAACCUCAACGCACGUUCAGAUCGACGUGCGGGAGAGGGACCUCUUGGCGUUGCAAGCGCUCGCCGUAGGAAACGUGUUUCCCAACUUGAUAAGUCUCGUUCUGCAUCUGGAUACGCUUGCGAAAGGGACCCUUGCGCUGUUCGGUAGCAUCUGCUUACCGCGCCCGAAGGUAUGUACUUUCCGAAGUAGAUGA
Sparassis crispa is the source of this 1026-nucleotide messenger RNA. RefSeq lists its product as hypothetical. The record is from RefSeq and is a predicted model, not a curated record. The coding region runs from base 1 to 1026 and encodes 341 amino acids. Lineage: Eukaryota; Fungi; Basidiomycota; Agaricomycetes; Polyporales; Sparassidaceae. The transcript is spliced from 3 exons.